Zingiber officinale is the source of this 1191-nucleotide messenger RNA. Its product is annotated as protein Abitram-like. Gene Ontology annotation, cellular component: nucleus. Lineage: Eukaryota; Viridiplantae; Streptophyta; Magnoliopsida; Zingiberales; Zingiberaceae. The transcript is spliced from 7 exons. The record is from RefSeq and is a predicted model, not a curated record. Bases 336 to 920 code for a protein of 194 amino acids.
ACACGAGGAGACAAUUAUGACUUUUGUCCGAAAAUUUGUUCCCUUUUUUCUUUCCGCAGUACGGAAACGAUCGAUCGAUCGAUAGGCGGCGUCACAGACGCCGUGAUGGACGUAGAUGCGGAGGCUGGAGCGGCGGCAGAAGAGAGAAGGCUAAACGCAUCUGCUCCAGCACCUCUUGCCGCCGCCACGCUACUCCAUUGCCGUAGCGAUCUGAUUUAGGGCUCCGAUGAGAUGUUGGCGCUCGAGAAAAGAUCCAAUACAAACCGUUAGAUCAGCGAUGCUUGACCUAUUAAAAAUCUUCCCUGGCCUCCGAAACACCGGAUACUGCGCAACCAAUGGAGGGAAGUAAAGACGAGGGCGGAACCCUAGCGACAACGGGAGUGGAAGACGAGGAGCUCAGGUCUCUUCUCUUCCCUGAUGCAAACAACCUGCCAGAAGUUCCUCCUUCCGCCGUGGAAUACAACUUCGUUCGCUACUAUGCCAUAGAUUUUCUCAAGCCAGGGCAUGAUCAGUAUGUAUAUCGCCAUGCCAAUGGAUUGUGCGUCGUGGGUUUGGCUCCUACCCAUGUUGCGUUGAAGGAGGAAGGUGGAGUCACGUCUGUGGAUUUCAACGUGGGAAAGUCUGAUCGAAGCGAGAUGAAGGUCACCGGAAAGCGCAAGCGAAACGCACAGCAUUUUGAAACAAAUACUGCAUUGUGUAAAGUUUCUGCAAAUGGGAAAGAGUUUAUUGUCAGGUGCUGUGUUAAAGGUUCCCUCUUAGAGGUUAAUGACAGGCUGCUUAAGCAGCCAGAUCUGCUUAACUCAUUGGCUGACAGAGAAGGAUAUGUAGCCAUAAUGAUGCCAAAGCCAACAGAUUGGCUUAAGAUCAAGGAUUCCCUAUCGAGUCAUGAAGAUUACAAGAAGCUGAGAGGCCUUGUCUGAGACACGACUGCUAUGUGAUUUAUGCAUAAUUGUCGCAAUCUUAGAGGACAUUGAAGUUCCAUUUGCAGAGGUGGAUAGUAAAUAUAUCCUUUGAUGGUUGAGGAUCACCUAAACAUUAAAAAUGUAAGAUCUGUUGAAUUCUCAGCUUUUCAGUUUCCAUACACUAAGUUAAUCCAUGUGCCAGAACUUUCCUGGUAUUCAAGUUUAUGAUAGUUCACAACCUGUUUAUCCAUUAUAAGUUUUCAAAUAUUUAGGUUGUCCUUUUACUUCA